AGAAUUUGUGAAUUGUGAUUUGUGAUAUUGUGAUUGUCUGAAAUCAUUUGCGAUCUUUUUGCGAUGUAGGUAUUCAAACAUUAAAUAAUGAAAAACUGAUUUAUAUUUUAUUUUAAAUCAUUAAUGUUGUUGUAAAAAGGCAUUCCUACUAAAAUUAGAAGUUUAUUUUUUAAAUAACGAUGGGUGGAUUAUUUACUAAAAAUAAGAAACCAGUCAGCAGAGUAACUGAACAAGAUAAGGCAAUUCUUCAGUUAAAACAACAAAGGGAUAAAUUAAAACAGUAUCAGAAGAAAAUUGAACUGAAUUUAGAAAGGGACCGACAGUUAGCUAAAAAACUUCUUGCUGAGGAUAAGCGUGAGAGAGCAAAAUUACUUCUAAGAAAGAAAAAAUACCAGGAAAACCUAUUGCAAAGUACUGAUGCACAACUUGAAAAGUUAGAGCAACUGACUCAUGAUUUAGAAUUUGCGGAAAUUGAAGUACAGGUACUUGAUGGCUUGAAGAAUGGUAAUGCAGCUUUGAAGAACAUUCAUGAUAUAUUAAAUAUUGAUGAAAUAGAAAAAAUAAUGGAUGAAACCCGAGAAGGUAUUGAGAAACAAAGAGAAAUUGAUGAUCUUAUAUCUGGACAACUUACUGAAGAAGAUGAUGAAGCAAUUGAAAAUGAGCUUGAAGAGAUUUUGGAUGUUAGAAAAGAACUUCCCGAAGUUCCGAAAGAUGAACUUCCGGAAUCUGAAGAAGCUGUACCAGAAAAACCUCAAAGGGCAAAAGCUGGUCAGAAAAGAAUUGCCUUGGAAGCCUAAACAAAUUUUUAUUAUUUAUAUUUUAAAAAUGUAUAUGCAUGUAUAUAAAUAAUAUUGUAUUUAAAGCUUUAAGUGAAAUAUAAUAUUUUGUUAUGAA
Molecule: messenger RNA, 894 nt
Organism: Colias croceus (clouded yellow)
Lineage: Eukaryota; Metazoa; Arthropoda; Insecta; Lepidoptera; Pieridae
Gene: Vps20
Product: charged multivesicular body protein 6-A
Exons: 2
Coding region: 180-797 (205 amino acids)
Biological process (GO): late endosome to vacuole transport via multivesicular body sorting pathway; vesicle budding from membrane
Cellular component (GO): ESCRT III complex; multivesicular body
Source: RefSeq, a predicted model, not a curated record